GAUGACUUUGUCGAUGAAAGCCGUCGAGUGCCCAGCAGAGAGCAGACCAAGGAAAUUCAUGCCUUGUCGCUUUGGCAGCUCAAGCGAGGCUUCAUGGAAGAUCAGAAUGGCCAGCGCCUCUACAAGUGGAAGGCCGGCGUGUCCUCGAUUGAGAAGGGUGCCUUGCGCAUCGGUCGGCGGUUCCUGAAUGUGAAUCAG
Messenger RNA from Durusdinium trenchii, 198 nucleotides. Lineage: Eukaryota; Dinophyceae; Suessiales; Symbiodiniaceae. The record is from the annotation of a GenBank genome assembly.